AGUUCAGCAAACCCUAGUCGCAGAUCCACCGGUUGGCGACUCUACCGCCUUUCCAGAUUCAGUCCGAUCUUUGCCUCUCCGCCCCGCUGCCUCGCCGCCUCCGCUCUCUUCUUCCAUCCUGUGUUGGCACCGCCACCUACUUCCCUUCGAUCCUGUUUGUUGACCCCCUUCGAUUAUCAUAUUGUUCGUGUCGCUAUAUUGCCCACGGGCUUGCGAGGUCGAUCUACCGUUUUGUCGCCCUAUCCUUCUCGUUUGUUCACUCGGAGAACGGGCACGCGUUGGCAUCUCUUUCCUAUAGCGUGAACAAUGACUGAUGGACAACUCUAUCCGAACAUCCUCCUCGGAGGCCGUGGUGGAACUAAUCCAGGGCAAUUGAAAGUACAUCCAGGUGGUAUUGCUUGGAGAAAGCAAGGUGGUGGAAAGAUCAUAGAGAUUGAGAAAGCAGAUAUUGCUCGUAUCACUUGGAUGAAAGUUCCUAGGGCAUACCAACUUGGCGUUAGACUUAAAGAUGGAUUGUUUUACAAGUUCAUUGGAUUUCGGGAACAGGACGUCAGCAACUUGACGAAUUAUAUACAGAAGAACAUUGGUGUAGCAGCAGAGGAGAAGCAACUCUCCACCAGCGGCCAUAAUUGGGGAGAAAUUGAUAUAAAUGGAAACAUGCUUACGUUUUUAGUUGGUUCAAAGCAAGCAUUUGAGGUAUCUCUAGCAGAUGUUGCACAAACCCAGCUUCAAGGAAAAACUGAUGUCUAUAUGGAGUUCCAUGUGGAUGAUACUACUGGAGCAACAGAGAAAGAUUCUCUGAUGGAUAUAAGUUUUCAUAUUCCUACAUCAAAUACACAGUUUAGUGGUGAUGAAAACCGCCCUCCGGCUCAGGUUUUCCUAGACAAGAUUGUGUCACUGACUGAUGUUGGUUCAUCUGAAGAAGCUGUUGUCACAUUUGAGGGAAUUGCAAUCCUCACCCCCAGAGGGAGAUACAGUGUGGAACUCCAUUUCUCAUUCUUGCGGCUUCAGGGACUGGCGAACGAUUUUAAAAUCCAAUAUAGCAGUGUAGUCAGACUUUUCCUGUUACCAAAGUCCAACCAACAUACCUUUGUUAUAAUUACCCUUGAUCCACCAAUCAGGAAAGGGCAAACGUUGUACCCACAUAUAGUCAUUCAGUUUGAAGCAGAUAAUGUAGUGGAUAGAGACCUGGCCUUAUCUGAGGAACUUUUGACAACCAGAUACAAGGACAAGUUAGAAUCUUCGUACAAGGGAUUAAUUCAUGAGGUUUUCACCAAGGUCUUGCGUGGUCUAUCUGGAGCCAAGGUGACCAGGCCAGGCUCUUUCCGAAGUUGUCAGGAUGGAUAUGCUGUUAAAUCAUCACUUAAAGCUGAAGAUGGAUUACUUUAUCCACUUGAAAAAGGAUUCUUCUUUCUCCCAAAACCUCCGACACUCAUUCUUCAUGAUGAGAUUGAUUUUGUUGAAUUUGAGCGGCAUGGUACAGGUGGUUCAAGUGUGGCAUCCCACUAUUUUGAUCUCCUUGUUAAGCUUAAAAAUGAUCAAGAACAUCUCUUCAGAAAUAUCCAAAGGAAUGAAUAUAAUCACCUCAUUGAGUUUAUUAAGGCAAAGGGUAUGAAAAUAUUGAAUCUCACGGAUGCUCAAACAACCAAUGGAGUUGCAACUGCUCUUCAGGAUGAUGAUGAUGCUGUAGAUCCACAUCUUGAACGGAUAAAGAAUGCUGCGGGUGAUGAAAGUGAUGAAGAGGAUGAAGAUUUUGUGGCUGAAAAAGAUGAUAGUGGGUCUCCUACAGAUGAUUCUGGGAAUGAGGAGUCUGAUGCAAGUGAAAGUGGGGGAGAAAAAAAAUCAUCCACCAAAGAGUCAAAAAAAGAAGCUGCUGGUGUGAAGGUACCAUCUGCCAAGGGGAAAACCAGGGAUGCUGAUGAAGAAAGUUCAAAAAAGAGAAAACCAAAGAAAAAGAAGGAUCCUAAUGCCCCCAAAAGGGCAAUGUCUGGUUUUAUGUUUUUCUCAAAUGCUGAAAGAGAUAAUCUAAAGAAGGGCAAUCCAGGAAUGUCAUUUACAGAUGUUGGAAGGGCCCUUGGUGAGAGAUGGAAAAAAAUGAUUGCUGAAGAGAAGGAACCUUAUGAGUCAAUGGCCAAGGCUGAUACUAAACGGUACAGGGAAGCAAUGGCUGACUACAAGAGUAGUGCUCCUAUGGACGUCGACCCUGGCGAUGAUUCUGAUUGAUGAAAUUCAGAGUGGAAAACCUUCUGAAAUAUGGGCUAAACACUGGCUGGCACUGAAUGUCUUAUGAUCAGUAACAAGGUCAACCCAAUGGCUCGGUAAAUAUUUUUCGUUCGUGUUAAAAUACUAAAGUUGCGACGACAACCAUCUUGUGUUCUGACAGCUCAUACAUUUUAUCGCUUUUAAUUAAUUGCAUACACCUGGUGGUGCCUUUGCCAUGUUCA
Molecule: messenger RNA, 2444 nt
Organism: Zingiber officinale
Lineage: Eukaryota; Viridiplantae; Streptophyta; Magnoliopsida; Zingiberales; Zingiberaceae
Product: FACT complex subunit SSRP1-like
Exons: 16
Coding region: 307-2223 (638 amino acids)
Cellular component (GO): FACT complex; nucleus
Molecular function (GO): nucleosome binding; DNA binding; histone binding
Source: RefSeq, a predicted model, not a curated record